AAUUGACGUUCUGGUGUUAUGUGGGAAAGCAAAUACCUCAUGGCCGGUUGCAUGUGCAUGCUAAACCACAGCCUCCUAUAUUAAACUGACAAGACCAACGUAACGUAGGCUUUACAGUGGACAAAGACAGCGCGUGGGAUGACCCUCGCAUAGCGGCUGCCAGCUUACUCUUUAAAAAGGAUUGCCGCGGGGAACAUAAUUAUUGUUACUACUUUCGGUUGCUUGACAAUGUCGCCGAUCAAAUUUCGUUCUAUUUCGCAAAGGUUGUGCAGCCCUCUGUUGUCAAUGCAAAACUCGCCGCUACUUUUGCCCGAAAGGUGCCAACACACUCACCCUUUUGCAGCGAAAGUGUUCAGUAUAUUUCGUGUUUACGAAGAUGUCGUCGGCCUUACCGAAGUAAAAGCAGCCCAAACCAAGGUGUUGGAGGCUGAACAAAAGUUUGUGACGACGCAAGAGCAACGGCGAGAGAAGCAGCAACGGAUUUUACAACUUCAGAACCAGCUGAAGGAAAUCCACGCAGAACUUGACAAGACGCACCGAGGAGAGGAUCGCUACCUUACCCUCAUAACUCAGGAGCACGCCGUCAUCAAGGAAGAACGUUCCUUGCUUGAGCAGUUCAAGAACUUGGAGAAAGCAGAGCGGGAUUACUUCGCCUCUCUCUCCUUGGCACUUCGGGAGAGCCACGAGAAAGAGCGUGCCCAGGGGGAGCGCACCAAGUACUGGUCCAUCAUUGGUUCCGUCUGCGGCGCUGUCAUAGGCAUUAUCGGGGCCACCAUCAACAACCGGAUACGCCUGAACCAGCUCAGAGACCUUGUGGAACGUUCGUCCAGCCAACCCGAGGUACAACGCUUGGUCUACAGCCUCUCGGACGAGUUCAAACGACACAGGGACCAGAUUGUGGAGUUUGUGUCCGACAUCCGAGAGCUGCUUGGUGCUGCACCAAUAGUUGCUGCGACGGACCGUGCAGCCAGUGCAGCUAUAAUGUUGUGGCCGAUUCAGGACCUCGAGCUUCAGAUGCGGGAAGUAGUGGUGCUGGUGAAGCAGCAACAGCAGUUGUUAGAGAGGGAGACAAAAGAAAUAAAAGCACUGCUAGCUGCCGACAGGGCUUUGGAAGAAGCUGAAGGAGAUGUCAGGAGAGCAGCAGUGUACAUUGGUGAAGACGUCAGAGACAUAGUGGCUGACUCACAGCGGCAGUUGGAGUGGAAGAUGAAGAUAAACUCACUUGCCAUGGUAGCGCUAGUGUACGGCGCCCUUGCAGUGACUGUUCCACUUUUGGCGGCCUUCUUCAAGGGCUCCUGAUGAUCGAGUACUGCCUUCCUUAGUGAAUUGCGACGUCACAUUGUUGGCUGCAUGUUCUUGUUUAAUUCAUUCUGCAAAUGGAUUCAGUGGACCAGUGAAGCUUUAAGUAGUUGUGAUAGAAAUGAAAUUCCUCUAGUGUUCAGCUAUGUAGUUCCUGUUAGCAGUAAGUUGUCGAAGUAUGGUGUCAUGUACUUCCUCAGUUGCAGGGAGCAAUAUUGUGUGCAGCACAGAAGCAAGGUGGGUAAUCCGCACUACUUUGGUGUGCUUUCACUUCAGUCUGCUGUUAGCAUUUGCUUCCAGAUGCCCCUGUAGGAGUUCCGCACACACUGGCUUUUUUUUUAUUUUUUAAAUAUACAUUAUGAAUACAUUCAAUUGACUUUACAAAAUAAAUGAAAUGAAAACUCGUAUUUGAAGAGAACAAUUUUGCUUGUUUGCUACCUGUUUUGCCCUUUUGCCUGAAUAAAUGUUGACCUUUGUGCACUUGC
Molecule: messenger RNA, 1784 nt
Organism: Dermacentor silvarum
Lineage: Eukaryota; Metazoa; Arthropoda; Arachnida; Ixodida; Ixodidae
Product: mitochondrial potassium channel
Exons: 4
Coding region: 229-1299 (356 amino acids)
Source: RefSeq, a predicted model, not a curated record